AUUAUCUAAAUUCCCUUUUUCCAUACCAACACCAACUCUCCCUCUCCUAACCCCUUCACACCAACACCAACCCUUUCUCCUUCCUCUUCCCAACAGAUUCCAGUGCUGCCAUUGACACACUCCUCAACCUCGAAUGUAUCCUCUCCUCCCUUUCAACCCUAAUCGAUAAAUUCCACAACCUCUGCGGCCACUUCUCGCGAUCCCUCCUCCAUUGUCUUUCGCGAUCUCGUUGGCAACGCAUCACUGUUUUUUCUUUUAUUCUUCAGUUCUCGGCUGUGGUGCUCUGUACCCUAGGAGCAUAAGCAGCAACUUCGAUCACGAGGCAAACGAGGUACUGACUUGCUACCAAGAAGUUCGUUUUCGCAUUUGCGCUUGACUUGAUGCUGGAUUUCAAUGUCAAACAAUGUAUUUGUCGAAUGUUAUUUUCUCAAGCGAGAAGCUAGUAGCUGAAGAAAGAGUAAUAAAUGAAGCACAUUGUGAAGAUUUUGGCAUUGGUAGUAGCCAUUACAGUGUUAUGGAUUGGCCUUUUACAAACUUCUGUGAUUCCAUAUAACCAUACUUGGCUGCUACCUAUAUAUUUUGUUGUGUCUUUAGGAUGUUACGGUCUAUUAAUGGUUGGUGUUGGUCUGAUGAAUUUCCCAACCUGUCCUCAAGAAGCUCUGUUGUUGCAGAAGGACAUUGUUGAGGCCAAGGAAUAUUUAAAACAGAAAGGAGUUGAUCUCACUCUCAACUGAUGUGGUCUGAAAUCUAACGACAUCUUCUGAAUAGGCUGCUGACAAUUACCCGAGUUGUUCUGAAAAGACUUUUUGCAUUUAGCCUUCAUACACUAAAUACUGAUGUGGAAACUAUUUUGCUUAUGUAUAUGAACUCUUCAUUACAAUUAAUAGAUAGUUUUUUCUGUUUGUGUUAUUAA
Messenger RNA from Vigna unguiculata (cowpea), 913 nucleotides. RefSeq names its product dolichol-phosphate mannosyltransferase-like protein (gene DPMS3). Gene Ontology annotation, cellular component: dolichol-phosphate-mannose synthase complex; endoplasmic reticulum membrane. Gene Ontology annotation, biological process: GPI anchor biosynthetic process. Lineage: Eukaryota; Viridiplantae; Streptophyta; Magnoliopsida; Fabales; Fabaceae. The record is from RefSeq and is a predicted model, not a curated record.